Molecule: messenger RNA, 2259 nt
Organism: Solea senegalensis (Senegalese sole)
Lineage: Eukaryota; Metazoa; Chordata; Actinopteri; Pleuronectiformes; Soleidae
Gene: nkd2b
Product: NKD inhibitor of WNT signaling pathway 2b
Exons: 10
Coding region: 272-1654 (460 amino acids)
Biological process (GO): negative regulation of Wnt signaling pathway
Cellular component (GO): cytoplasm
Molecular function (GO): calcium ion binding
Source: RefSeq, a predicted model, not a curated record
AGCUCGAGACGCUCCAACAUUCAGUUGUAGAUGUGAGGAGGACACAGUCACGGGGAGCGCGCGCCCAUCGUCUCUGUCCAUUUCACUUCACGAACACUAAUAACGUGUCCGCACAGACACGCGCGAUGCGUCGAUGAACGAGGAAGCGAUGAAGCGGGACUUUUUCUCGUUGCCAAACAAACACAAUGUGACCAUGUUGAACCUGUGACCGCUUCAUCCGCGUCGGAUUUCGGACUAUACCUUUACCGAUCCUGGGAAGAGAGACUUCAGAAUGGGGAAACUUCAGUCCAAACACGCGUGCAAGCGCAGAGAAAACCCUGAAGGAGACAGUUUUGUUGUGAACGCUUUCCUGCGCAGAGGGAUGGAGGAGUGUGAGAGGUACAGCGGGACUGAGCACAAGCUGAAGAACAUUCAGGAGUUUCCAAGUGGUGACCUGAAGGAAGGACAAUUCACAGAUCAACACUGUCCCCUAGAGGUGGUUCUUCCUCCUGAGAAGGCCGAGGGCUGUGAAAGCUACCUGCAGUACCUGCACUCAGAGGACGGCGAGCGAGAGGCACUAAGAGAUGCUACCAAAGCUCCUGGGAAGAAACGCAUCAGUCUGGAUGACUUGGAGUGCGAUGUGUCUAUGGAGGACGACAACCGCCAGGAAUGGAUCUUCACCCUCUAUGACUUUGACAACAGUGGAAAAGUAACAAAAGAGGACAUGUCCAGUCUGAUGCACACCAUCUAUGAUGUAGUGGACGCCUCUGUGAAUCACUCCUGCCACAACAAGAGCAAGACUCUGCGUGUCAAACUCACUGUCACUCCAGAGCCAAGGUGCCACAGAAGAGAAACAGGUGCAGAUCGCUCUCACCAGGAGGAGGGGCGAUCAGCUGACAAACGACUGUCCUCAUACAUCAGCAGAGGGCAGAGCAGUGAAGCACCAGCCACUGAGGGUCAGCAUUACUGUGUGGAUGAAAACACAGAGAGGAGGAAUCACUACCUGGACCUGGCUGGUAUAGAGAACUACACCUCCAGAUUUGAUGGAACCACCCCUCCCCAGGAGCCUCAAGUUCGGAGCUCCCAGAGCCAAAGCCGCUCCCGCUCCCAGGAACCAGAAACCCAAGUUAUUCACCAGCGCCGCUCACAGAUCAUUGGCGACAGCUACAACCCCACAGAGUCUCGAAGCAGGGGCACACAGUUCCUCAAAUCGCCCAAAGGAAACUACAAGGGAAACGGUGGCAAUAACGGGGGCAGCGGAGGUGGCAAAUCCACUAAAUGCCAUGGCUACCACCCGCCUCUUCAAACUAUGCUGCACAGUGGCAGUGCAGCGGGCCACGGAGCUCAGGAUGUGUACCACUUGCCACACCAAGUCCAACCCUCCAGCCACCACCAGCACCCUCUCCAGUACAGUCACAGUAAGCGUCUGAGGGCCAAAACCAGAGAUGCCCUGUCCCCGACCAAAGCCCAGAUGUCCCCUCAGUCCCAGUCCCAGUCGCAGCAGCAGCAGCAGCAGCAUCCUGUGCCCUCCGUACUGCCGAGCCUGGAGAGAGAGCAGGCAACCGUUCCUCCUGGCAGCCCGGGGUUUGUGGUCCCCAUGGUCCAACGCCAUGAGCACCACCAUCACCACGAACACCACCACCACCACCACUACCACCAUUACCACCAGACAUGACCACCCUCAGUGUGCAGUGUCUCAAACUGUACAGGACCAACCACGACCAACCACACUCCGUCUGAAUGACUGAAAGUCGUCCCAAUGGGAGAGUCUCACGCUCUGUCUUGGAUCUUCUCGUCACCCUCUUGCAAACUAUACAGGUAUAAUCUGAGAUUAGAUGUGCUGAGGUGCAGUGUGCUGGCAGAUGCUUUAGGACCAGAAGGAUGAUUUUUCAGAAGUCAUUGUGUAUCGUCAGAAUGUGUGUGGCGCAGCUUUUGAUUUACUUGUUUUUGUUGAUUAUCUGCUGGGACUGCGUCAGUUGUCUUGCUGUUUCCAGCAGGAGGGGCAUCGAUACGAGAGAGAAACUCAUCAAAGGACUUUUCAAGUGUCAUCUUUUUCCCUCUUGAUACUGUUGUUUUUUUGUUUUUGUUUUUAAAGUCCCAGGAAGCUAUACUGUAUAUCAGAGUAGGUGUGUUGUUCUGUGUGAGACCUUUCCAAAACAUGGAUCUCAGGUGUAAAGGUGCUGCUGCUCUCACGUUUCCACAGAGGCUUCUUCUUCUGAUGUGGACUGAGGGGUUUCCUUGUUUGGGGAGGGAGUAUAUUAAAAAAAAAAAAGAAAAUCA